This is a messenger RNA of Austrofundulus limnaeus, 4900 nucleotides long. Its product is annotated as complement C4. NCBI's taxonomy places the organism in Eukaryota, Metazoa, Chordata, Actinopteri, Cyprinodontiformes, Rivulidae. Gene Ontology annotation, molecular function: endopeptidase inhibitor activity; protein binding. Bases 1 to 4710 code for a protein of 1569 amino acids. Gene Ontology annotation, biological process: complement activation. The transcript has 40 exons. The record is from RefSeq and is a predicted model, not a curated record. Gene Ontology annotation, cellular component: extracellular region.
AUGGUAAAAUAUACAACAUUUUUUGCAAAAGAGCUGAGAAAGGACUCCCACUGCAAAGAAGUCCCUGACAGAAAAAAAAAUGUCUGGGAAUCUGGAUUCAGCUGGAAUACAAAGCACAACUCUAAUGCUGAUGGCAAUAGAAUACUUCAGGAUUUGAAAGCUCCAGUGAAGGGAAUUGUCAGAGGACAUUUUUAUAUACCAAGCGUGUCAAAAAUUGGCACGUGGAAGAUUUCUGCGCACUAUGAAGACGAUGAAGAAAAUGCUGAUGUCCGUGAGUUCAAAGUCCAAAAAUUUGUUUUACCAAGUUUUGAAGUCAACAUUGAGAUGGGCCAACGUUACAUUUUGUUGGAUGAUGAACAAUUCCAGUUUACCAUCUCAGCAAAGUACUCGCAUGGUGAGGAAGUUAAAGGGGCUUACCACUGCCAGUUUGGCAUCAUAAAUAAUGGUCAAAAAACACCUGACUUCAUCAAGGGGUUGGAACUGACUGGUUCGGUCCAGAAUGGAUUUGCAACACUUAGUCUUCAAUUAGAAAAAGUUCGUUUAAAACUCAUGGAACAACUGAACCAAACCUUCUCUGAUUUGAUGGAAAGAGAAUCACGACUCUAUGUGGGAGUAUUUGUCACAAACAUUCAAAGUGGUGAAAUACAACAAGGAGUGGUUUACCUUCCAAUCAUUUCCCAAAAAUACAUUAUAGAUCUGUCUCGAACCCGUUCUCAUUUUCUUCCUGGAUAUCCACUCGAUGUGGUGGUGAUCACACGUCACCCAGAUGGUACCCAAGCAGCUGGUGUGCCAAUAAAUAUGACUGUAACUGUAGACAAAUCUUCACAGGAGUCAUGGAAAGGCAUCACUGAUUCAGACGGGGCAGUGUAUCCUGUCUUUAAUAAUCUUCAUGGAACACAGAUCACAGUUCAAGUCACAGCAGAUGGUGUUCAAAAAAGCAAAAUUAUAGAACGUGUUUCAUCUCCAAGUAACAGCUAUCUUCACAUGGCAAUUGCCAACAAGAUGUACUCUGUAAAUGAUGUUAUUUCUGUAACAUUCACAACAACUGAAGGCCCAAGUCAAGGAUAUAUAUACUUUUUGGUUGUAAGUCGUGGGAUCGUAAUAAAAGACGGCUCACUUCUAACUGGUCCAUCCGUUACACWCAAAGUGCAAAUAACAGCUGAUAUGGUUCCGUCUUUCCGCAUAAUUGGUUAUUUUCACGGCACAAAUGGUGACAUUGUAGCUGACUCAGUGUGGGUCGAUGUCAGAGAUGAAUGUGAGAUAAAAGUCAAGCCUGGGAAGUCAAUAACACUAGAACUGAACCUAAAUGGUCAAUCAGCGACAGUGGGACUGCUGGCUGUUGAUAAAGCCUUUUAUGGUCUGAAGGCUGAUAAUAAACUCACAGCCAAACAGGUAUUUUCUUCCAUGAAGUCAUAUGACCUUGGCUGUAGAUAUGRCGGGGGAGCUGACUCGUCAUCAGUCCUUGUGGAUGCUGGCCUUUCUUUUGCAUCUCAGUCUAUUUCAAGAUGGAGGAUGAGUUCUGAAUGUGAUUCACAAACUGUACGACAAAGACGUUCUGUGGACCUCCAACAGGAAAUGAUGACAUUUAAGGCAAAAUUUGAAGAUCCAGACCUGCAAGAAUGUUGCACUAAUGCAUUUUCUGGCAUCCCUAUGAGACGAACAUGUGAGGAAAGAGCGGCUAGAGUUCAACUAGUGAAAGAAAAUCAAACGUGUGUGGAUGUUUUUCUACAGUGCUGCAAAGAAGCAGAGAAGAUGAGACAAAGAAAGAUGCUAGAGGAUGUCCAGAGUGGCCUCGGCAGGACUAUGACUACAGCUGAAAUUGAAGAGUUUCUCUUUAAUUUGCGUGAUCACAAUAUUCGACGACACUUCCAUCCGAGUUUUGAGUUCAAAGAAUUUGAAGUGAAUGGCAAAAAAAAGCAUACCUUUGUUCUACCAGACUCCAUCACAACAUGGGAAAUCCAGGUGGUCACAUUAUCUCCUGCUACUGGUUUCUGUGUAGUUAAGCCACAUGAAGUCAAAGCAUUUAAAGAAACAUUUGUGUCCCUGAGGCUGCCUUACUCUGUUAAAAAAUUUGAACAACUGUCUGUGUCACCUGUUAUCUACAACUAUGUCAACAAAACACAACAGCUUGUAGUCCAAAUGGUACAAACUGAAGGACUUUGCUCUCCUGCUUCAGCUACGAAAUCCUCCUUUGUUACAAUUGACCUGGAACCACUGUCUUCUCAGCAUGUUUCCUUCUCUGCUGUCCCCAUGGUUUCAGGGCCAUUACCCAUUAAAAUACUUCUUUUUGAUCCUGAAAAUGAAAUGUUAAUAGAUACAGUGGAGAAAAAGCUGAAUGUGCAGACAGAAGGAUUUGAAAAAAGAGAAGAAAAAACCAAUGUAAUUAAAUUUGAUGGGCGGAGUUCAAAGACUCUAUAUAUUGAUGGUAGUUUGCCAGAUAAAACAGUCCCUGGCUCCAGCUCCAAUAUGUUCAUUUCAAUAGAAGGGGAUGGAUUUCCAAGUUCACUUGCGAAGAAUCUUCUUAGUCCAGAAAAAGUUCUAAAUUUGAUUGUACUGCCCAGAGGAUGUUUAGAACAGACUGUAAAUAGACUGGCGCCUACUGUUUUAGCCCUCCGCUACCUUGACUUAAGUGAUCAAUGGUUAGAACUGCCUUCUGAUGCCAGAGAUAGGGCUCUUGAUAACAUUAAAUACGGUUAUAUUCAAAUUUUAAAUUACAAAAAAUCGAAUAACGACGCAUAUGGAUCAUUUUAUUUUGCACAAUCUAGCACUUGGGCGACUGCCUAUGUAGUGAAAGUUCUGUCGAUGGUGGCGGAGCGUCAAACAGCAGCUUUUGACCCACAGGGUCAGGUUAUUGAUGUUCUAAUAGAACAAGACCUCAACCAAUCAGUCACUUACUUGCUCUCACAACAGCAGAGUAACGGGUCAUUUAUUGGUUCAAAUCUUGUGUUACACCGAGAUGUUAAGAAAGACCAAAGUUCCUGGUUGACUGCUUUCAUUACACUUUCACUGAAACGAUCCCUUCAGUUCCUGAAUCCUAAUGUUCGAUCUAAAGCGGAGGCAGGCAUAUCAAAUGCAACAGCAUAUCUCCAGUCUCAGGUUGAGGAGCUGAGCCAUCCAUACGCCAUGGCCUUAACAGCUUAUUGUCUCUCAGUUUGUCUGCCAAAGGAAGCGGAGUCAUUGUCUGCAUGGAAGAAACUUCAGUCAAGAGCAUUAAAAGAUAAGAAUCACUGCUACCUGUGGACUGAAAAUCUCAGUCAAGUGAAUAUAAAAACGGAACAUGCCACCGCAGUCGAGACAACAGCCUAUGCUCUUCUAACUGCUGUGGAGCUUGCAGAUUAUGAGUGGGCAGACCAAAUAGCCUGUUGGUUAACCAGCCAAGAAAACUAUUUUGGAGGCUACAAAUCAACACAGGAUACUGUUGUGGCACUUGAAGCCCUUUCAGAGUAUGAAAUAAAACAGCCCAGACCAGAAGGAAACAUAAAAGCUGAGUUCAUUUUUCCAGGAAAGACUGACAUUGUAACUAUUGCAUUGAAGGAUAAAAAAGAAAAAGUGGAAACAGAUCUAAAGAAAAUUACAGGAAACACGAUUAAUGUCACUCUGACAGGAGAAGGAAACUUUAAAGUUAAAACUGUAAAAGCUUACUAUGUGCUGGACCCUGAAGACAACUGUGCCCAACUUUCUAUCAGUGUCACAAUGGAAGGGAAAGUGAAGUACACUGCAACUGUCACAGAUAAUUAUGACUAUUAUGAUUACGACGACAAUGUGGAUAAGCAGGCACAAGAGGCACCAGUUGAGACUGAUCAUUUUGAUGCUCUCAUACGAAGCAGGAGAGAUCUUGAAAACAACAUAAACUCAGACAGCACUGUUACCUACACUGUUUGUGUCAGUCGUAAUCCAAACACCAGUCUAUCUGGGAUGGUUAUUGCUGACAUCACACUACUUAGUGGAUUUGAGGCUAAAGCUGAAGACCUGGACAUGCUAAAGAUGCCCGCUGAACAAUACAUCAGUCAUUAUGAGUUAUCCUAUGGAAAAGUGGUGCUCUACUUCAAUGAGCUCUUACAGCAACAGGAAUGCAUCAGUUUUGAUGCUGAACAAAAAGUGCCAGUUGGCCUUCUACAGCCGGCUCCAGCUACAGUUUAUGAUUACUAUGAACCAAACAGGAAGUGCACUGUGUUCUACUCUGCCCCAAAAAGAAGCAAGAUGGUCUCCAAAUUGUGUUCAGAGGAUGUUUGCCAAUGUGCAGAAAGACCCUGUCAUAAACUGCAGGAUACAUUCAAAGUACAGMGAGGUAAAUUACUCGCAAGAGAAAAGAGACCAGAUCAUGCUUGCUUCUUCCCAAUAGUGGAUUACGCAUACAUUGUUGAGAUCCAGAGUGUUUCUGUUAAGAGCAACUUUGAGCUGUAUAAAGCUAACAUAAAUGACGUCCUCAAAUUUUAUGGAGAUCAUCAUGUAAAUACCAAUUCUGUCCGAGUGUUUGCCAGGAGGCUUCAGUGUAAAGGGGAGUUAGAAUUAAGAAAACAAUAUCUCAUUAUGGGCAAAGAUGGCGCCACUAAAGAUUCAAAUGGAGAGAUGCAGUAUCUGCUGGAAUCAACCACGUGGGUUGAAAAAAGACCUCUGGCAGACGAAUGCAGCAAAUCUGUUAAAGCAAAUGGUUGUGAAGCGUUUAAUACUUUCGUUGAAGAAUUCAAGGAUUAUGGCUGCAAACAGUAAAAGACGCCAAAUCCAUUAACUUUACUGUCAUUUAGAUCUGCUGAUUGUUAUUAAAAUUACUACAGUCAGAUUAGAUGGCAAAGAUUUUUACUAUCCAACUUAUUAAUGUUUCUAAUUAGGUGUAAUAAACCAUCAUCAUCAUCUAUCCAGUAUAUAUGCACUUAUACAAAUAAAAAUUGUGUGUGACAGA